Molecule: messenger RNA, 4404 nt
Organism: Cuculus canorus (common cuckoo)
Lineage: Eukaryota; Metazoa; Chordata; Aves; Cuculiformes; Cuculidae
Gene: FOSL2
Product: FOS like 2, AP-1 transcription factor subunit
Exons: 5
Coding region: 311-1282 (323 amino acids)
Biological process (GO): regulation of transcription by RNA polymerase II
Cellular component (GO): nucleus
Molecular function (GO): RNA polymerase II cis-regulatory region sequence-specific DNA binding; DNA-binding transcription factor activity, RNA polymerase II-specific
Source: RefSeq, a predicted model, not a curated record
UGGUGCGGCGGGCGGAUAAUAAGCGAGUGGAGCCGGGGACGAUGCCAUUGCUCUGAGUCACCGCGAGUGCGCGCAGCUCCCGCUCGGCGCGGGACCGGGGGAGGGAGCGAGCCCUGAGACCCGCUUGAGUCACCCCCGCGCCGGGGAAAAGGGCAUUUUCCCUCCUCCGAAGCCUUCUUUCCCCCCCUUUCCGCGGCGAGCGUCGGGAGGCGAAAGGCAGGAGGGAGAAGGGGGCGGGGAGACGGCGAGGGAGCGGCGGGUGUCGGUGCGGGAAGGCGGGGACGCGGCUCCCCCGGCCCGACCUCGGACCAUGUACCAGGACUACCCCGGGAACUUCGACACCUCCUCCAGAGGCAGCAGCGGCUCCCCGGGACAUCCCGAGACCUACUCCAGCAGCGCAGCCCAGCAGAAAUUUCGAGUAGAUAUGCCAGGAUCAGGCAGUGCUUUUAUCCCUACGAUCAACGCCAUCACAACUAGCCAAGACCUGCAGUGGAUGGUCCAGCCCACCGUGAUCACCUCCAUGUCAAGCCCUUACUCUCGCUCACAUCCCUACAGCCAUCCACUGCCCCCACUGUCUUCAGUGGCCGGACACACAGCCCUUCAGCGACCUGGUGUGAUCAAAACCAUUGGAACCACAGUGGGUCGGAGACGAAGAGAUGAGCAGCUGUCGCCUGAGGAAGAAGAGAAGCGAAGGAUCCGGAGAGAGAGGAACAAGCUGGCAGCUGCUAAGUGUCGUAACAGGCGUCGAGAGCUAACAGAGAAACUCCAGGCGGAAACUGAAGUGCUGGAGGAGGAGAAGUCAGUGCUGCAGAAGGAGAUUGCUGAGCUCCAGAAGGAGAAGGAGAAGCUGGAGUUUAUGCUAGUGGCUCACAGCCCUGUGUGCAAAAUCAGCCCUGAGGAACGUCGGAGCCCACCAUCUAGCAGCCUCCAGAGCGUUCGGACUGGAGGGAGUGGAGCAGUGGUGGUGAAGCAGGAGCCUGUGGAAGAAGAGAUCCCAUCUUCCUCUUUGGUCCUUGACAAAGCCCAGAGGUCUGUCAUUAAGCCCAUCAGCAUUGCUGGAGGUUUUUAUGGGGAGGAGGCACUCAACACUCCCAUCGUGGUGACCUCAACACCAGCCAUCACACCUGGCUCCUCCAACCUGGUGUUCACCUACCCCAACGUGUUGGAUCAGGAGUCUCCUCUCUCCCCAUCUGAGUCCUGCUCCAAAGCUCACCGGAGGAGCAGCAGCAGUGGUGACCAGUCCUCGGAUUCCUUGAACUCUCCCACCUUGCUGGCAUUGUAAUCCUCCAGUGGCCCCCCAUUUUGCCAAUGUGUUACAUCCCCCCCACAGCACCAUGGAGGGAGCCCCCCUCCAUGGGAUUAGAGACAGGCACAGGAUCGUUCAAGCACAAGGGCAGCAAGAACAAGGAUGGGGAAGUGCUGCAGCUCCAGGAAGGAGAGUGAGGACCAAUGCCAGCUCCCUGAAGGCAGGAAAUGGCACGGGUGGGACUGGUGCGCCAGGACCGUUUGAAGAGGCUGAUGUUCUUUCUUGUAGGAACUGCCUAUGGAAACCUCUUCACAGCCAUGGAGGACUUGGGGAGCUCUGCUGGCCAGGACUGAAAGUGAGCUGCAGACAGUUGCUAGUCACCCCUUUCCUUUGUGAAUUGAUCUGAUCUGUUGUGCUCUGUGCUUAGAUCAUUCUGGUUAGUUGAUCUUACAACUUCUCUCUCUGCUUAUCAUUUCCAAUGUUGUCGAUCCCAUGACAUUUCAUCCAGUUGCUCUGAACUCUAAAGGCUUAUUAGGAUCUUUCCUCUGGGGACAGGCUGUGGGAAACACAUAGGGCUGCCCAGGCAGGAGGGGGAUGGCUGGGAGUUCUGGGGAAGCAGGGACCAAGAGGAGCCUGAGGGCUCAGCAGCAAGGGCAGAGCUCAUAACAUUGGCCUGGGGCACAGACACAGCAAACAGAGACAGUAGGAGGCUCAUGCAGAAGCCUUUCUUUUUUAAAAUGCAGACAUAUUUAUCCCCUUGGGCUCCUCCAAAACAAGUUAGCAUCUCAGGGCUAAAGUAGCAUCAGAAGAGCUGCUGGGCUAGCACUUACCAUAUCUUUGGCAGGGUUGUACUCCGGUUUGGUGGAUAUCAAAUCUGCUACUUGUUGUUUACUUUUCCUGGGCUGCCUGCUCUCUAGGGAGUAUUGCAUCUUCCUCCCCAUCAGGGCUCCUGACUCAGAGGGUGAUUUCUUACUGUUAGUAAAUCUUCCCCUCCCCUUGGCCAUAUUUGCAGAACAUGCUACCAAAAAAGAGGUGGCACCACGUGCCUAUAAAUCAAGGAUGGAGACUGGCAGCAGAUAAGAAGGUGAAACUAACUGGCUGCCCCCUUGCUGAUUUUUUUAACUGUUGGGAAACAAAGCAGCACACAUCCACCCAGUUGAAACUAGAGGGUGUUGUUUGCUCAGAAUCCCAAUUUCCAAGGUUGGGGGGAAGGCAGUGGUCCAAUCUCCAGCACAGCACGGGCCACUGCUGACCAUGCAGGAAUGGCAUGGUUGAAGUGGUGACCUGUUUGAACUAGAACAGAGCUUCUGAUAACCUCUGGUUAUGAAUGGCAAAUUGACAGCAGAGGAAAAUCAAUUAUCAUUAUUUGCACCUCAGUCUUUGGCCUCUGUUUAUUUUUACAUUGUAAUUGAUCUGGUUUUGUUGGGGUUCACUGGCCUGAAGACAAAAAAAGAAAUGGGAGAGGUCUUCCCCUACCCUGGGUCCUUGUCUUCUCCAACCCAUGGGCUUGGCUGCUGCUGCUGCUACUACUAAGUGCUUGCAGAGGGCACAGGCUCUCGAGCGCUGAUGUUUACUACUGAAAACAGUAAUGUGUGUAACCUAUUCCUGCUUGGAGCCAGGCUCAAUUCCUGUUGAUGUCAAGGCACUGACAAACCAUGACUAUGUGCACACUAGGAUUGCCCAGCUUGCCAGCUAAGCCGCUUAGGGAAUAGCUCUUUCAUCCUGCCUGUUGAAGCCGUGGUGGCAGCUAUUUAUUUUGGUGUGAGACUUUCUUGUUCUUUUAUAUAUUUUUUAAUCAAUUGAAACCAGGGUAUUUCUUGGUCAGGCUGGACCUGGAGAAAUGCAAUACGCGAUUACAGGGCCAGUCCUGUGAAACGCUAAGCUGCUGCAGUCCCCACCAACUCCACUGCAAAUUAAUAGUGUUCAGUUUCGUGGAACUGGACCUUUACUCAGCGGGGCUGGCUUCCCUCAAACCCUGACCACUGUUCAUUCCUUGAAUCAUUUCAAAGGGACACUACUUUGGCUCUAAAGGUAGGCUUUGCUUUUUUAUUAUUACUAUUAUUUUUAAACCCAGCUAUUUACCAAACCUGCCAGAAAUAGAAAGAUAUGAGUGAUCUUUUUCUUUGUAAAGCUGAUGUGAUUCAGGCUUUUUCUUUAUUGCUUAAACACUUCCAUCAUUAAACUGGUGCUAGAGGUUUCAUAUUGAGCUUACAGAAUAAGCAAAUUUGAUAAAGGAAUUCUCUUGUCCUUACAUGGACAACAAAACUUUCUUCUUAAUGAAGUAGGUCUUAAACUUCCCAUAGCACAAAGGACCCUGUUUUCAUAGGGGUUUAUGUAGAUGAUACCACUUCAGGUGAAACUGCUGCUUCUCUACCAGUCUCCAUUUUGCUAGAUGCUUUUUGGGCCAGUCUAGAUUGAAAAUCUGAAACUGUUCAAUAAAAUGUCUCCUCAUGUCAUUUCUACCCAUUUUUGGGCAGAAUGCAACAUUCACUAGUGGUGAAUCCUGAAGUGAUAGAGCUGAUUUUGAGGUUAGCUGUCCAGGAUUGUGCUCUUCUGGGAGACCAGGAGCAUUCCUGUUAGGGAUUUCAGGAAGUCAGAUGCCUCCUCAAACCUCAGUAAGCCUAACUCCUAGUGUAACAACAAAAACCUACCUUUGCUUUUGCACACUGAAUCACUGCCAAAAGGAGCUGCAGCUGGCCCUUGCCCACUGCCUUGUUGUUGACCUUCUCAGAGACAGUACAGGACGGUCCCAUUUGCUGUCCACCAUAAACUUUCACGGGAGCCACUGCUCAGAAAAGAGGAUUAUUUUUUACAUAUGGAAAAUCACCAAAUACCUUAUGUCUGCCCAUUGUCCCUCAAACCUCUCAGAGGAUGUCUGUGUUGGGAUUGCUGGUCUUCUGCCUCCUGUAUUUUGUGGAUCAGCCUUACCUUCGUUUAGUUUCUGGAAGGCAGAUACAGCUUGAGCUCUGCUACUGUUCUGGUCUCGCCCUGUGUUCUUCUUUUCAGGUUUACUGGUGGGUUUUUUGGGAAUUGACUGUCUUUCCCAUCCCCAGAAUGGUAUUUUCCAUGAGUACCUUCCCUGCCAAUUCCUAAAUGUACAGAGUCUCCAUGUUCUGCAUGUAAUGGGGAUGCAGGCACUGUCAUAACUAGUGUCUAAU